AUGCAGAUCUCUAUUCAGACCGUUCUCGCAGCCGCGCUGCUUGCGCCCAGCGCCAGCUGUGCACCUUUCGAUUGGAGCUCCUGGGGCUCCUGGGGCCAAUACACGUCCGCAACUCCAUCAACGCCUGCUUCCGCCGCCGCGGCCGCCGCGACACCGUCGACUUCUACCUCCAACUCCUCGCUGUCUUCUGAUGCCCAGAAGGCGCUUGACGCACACAAUUCGGCGCGUAGCGACGUUGGCACUGCAGCGCUCGUGUGGGAUGACACCCUCGCUUCAAACGCCCAGGAGUAUGGCGAGACGCUGGCCUCUCAAUACGGUAGUACAGGCACGCUCGAGCACUCUCAGGUUUCGGACCAGGGCGAAAACCUGUACUGGCAGGGAGGCAGCGGCGAUGAUAUCCCAAUGACUAACGCCGCAAACAUGUGGAUUGGCGAGAAGUCACAAUACAACGGAGAGGUCAUCACAGCGAGCAACUACAUGAACUUUGGUCACUACACCCAAGCGGUCUGGAAGGAUACCUCCAAGGUGGGCAUUGCUGCUGUGUCUGACGGUGCUGGAGGCUUCUAUGUUGUCGCUCGUUAUCAGGAGCCUGGGAACAUGAUCGGCGAGGCGGCAUACUAA
Diaporthe batatas is the source of this 621-nucleotide messenger RNA. RefSeq lists its product as uncharacterized. Lineage: Eukaryota; Fungi; Ascomycota; Sordariomycetes; Diaporthales; Diaporthaceae. The coding region runs from base 1 to 621 and encodes 206 amino acids. The transcript is spliced from 2 exons. The record is from RefSeq and is a predicted model, not a curated record.